Molecule: messenger RNA, 873 nt
Organism: Glarea lozoyensis ATCC 20868
Lineage: Eukaryota; Fungi; Ascomycota; Leotiomycetes; Helotiales; Helotiaceae
Exons: 2
Coding region: 1-873 (290 amino acids)
Source: RefSeq, a predicted model, not a curated record
AUGUCUGAGCCACCAGCUAAGAAGAUGAGGCUGGGUUUCGAAAACUUUGCCGCUCCACUGAAAGUUACGGUGGGGGGAAGUGAAAAGCAAGAUUUUUAUAUCAAUAAAGAAAAGAUAUGCUUGGAGUCGGAUUUCUUUAAGGCCGCAUGCAAAAAGGAAUGGUCUUCAGGACGGGACAACGUGGUAGAUCUUGAGGACGACCCUGAUGUUUUCGCAAUAUUCCUCGUUUGGCUCACGACUGGCUCGAUCAGCGCCGCAGAGAGCUUGGUCGACAUUCCGGAAUUGCCAAAAGUUCCCGGAUCAAAACGUAAACUGCCAGCCAACAUAAAAUAUGAAUCAUCUCCAGAACCCCCAACAGAUACCGAGCCAACGCCGGGAGAAACGAGGAGACAACUUGCCGUCAAGCUUCAGCAGUAUAGGAUGCGAUUUUUCCAGCUUCUCGAAUGCUACUACCUAGGAGAUUCUCUGCAAGCCGAGAAUUUCCGAAAUUACAUUAUGGACAGGACAGUUGGGCUGCUCAAAUCACGGAACAAGUUCCGAAAUAUGAGCUUUGAGGCUGGCGAGAAAUUCACAGUCUUAGCAUCUCAUCACCUCUCCAUCAUGGAGAUAUAUCAGAGAACCCCACCAAACGCGCCAUUGAGAAAGCUCUUGGUCGAUUAUCAUCUUGAAAUAAUAGGGCAAACACAUGUCAAUGAGGUGGCUCUAGAUAUGGAACACCACCCCCAAGACUACCUUCAAGACUUGAUCUCCCAACUUGCAAAAGGUUAUUACAAUGUCGCCCCCAGAGUCUCUUUCUGUAAUAAACGCCGAUGUACGUAUCAUAACCAUACGAAAGUGCCCAAGGGCUUCGUAUGUGCAGCUACACGACUAUGA